AGUCUGCCCCAGAUCACGUUUGCCACUAGCAGCCAACCAGUCGGGCCCAGGUCCGCGGGCAAGAAGCGAUUGGGGGCGAGUGAGUUCAGCCCCACGGUCCCCCGUCCGGGUCCCCCCCGCCCGGGCCCGAGGCGGUAUAUCCUGCCCUCCCCGGCCACCUACCCCUCGGGGAAGCGGAGCGGCGGCCUCGCUGUAACGCAGAGGCGAAAUGUAGCGAGCCGGGUGUCGCGGCUGGACGCUCGCCUUGGCCGGGGGUGCGGGGGGGUGGGGGGCGCGCACGCCUGGGGCCGAGGAGGACUGCCGAGGAGGAGUGAUGAGAAGAGGGGGAACCCUGCACCCCCCGAGACCACGGGUCCCUGCUGCCACUCGCCAGGCGCCCCCCUUCCUCCCAAGCGAGAGGCAGGUGUUCCGCACAGAUUCUCGUGACUUUAAGGACCAGGGAUUCAACGCGGGACGAGGUCUUCCCAGGAAGGAAGGAAAUCUCUGGAGGAGAGGGGAAGGGCGGCAGACACUGCCCUGGGACCACAGAGCCCUAGGAGCUGUGGGAAGCUGAGGGAGCCGCAGCCGCGGCUGCCUUCUCAAGGAUUUGAACUCAAGCUACUUUUCAUGACAGAAGGGCCACCUAAGAGGCCGCCCCAGACUUGGCUGGGCUCUUCUACUCUGGAUGCCCCCUGCCCUGAGGAACCUGCCGCUCAGAACCAAAGAAGAUAAGGGGCUAGAUAAGUUGCCCCCGAGCACAGCGCUGGCCGGCCGGAGUCAGGCACCUGCACCCCUAGCGGCUGGCUGCAGAGCCUGGUGAGGAGUUUCUUGUUUCCUUCCAGCUCGCCGCUUCAGUGCUUGAUGGGGCUGCCUGUCGGUGGAGCAGUUUUUGCAGCGCCCGGUAGGAGCAGAGAGCCGCGGGAAGAGGUCCCGCGGCACCCAAGCCUGGGUUCACCCCAAGACUAAGUUCUUUCCCAACUUAGAAAGGGAGAGAGAAAGCAAACAAAAAGAGCGAGAGAGAAGAAGUUCUCCCUUCCCCUCCUCCCUUCCCGUCAUGUCCUCUAAGCCAGAGCCGAAGGACGCCCACCAGCUGAACGGGACUGGCCCUACUCCCUCACCUUGCUCUUCCGAUGGCCCCGGGCGAGAGCCCUUGGCUGGGACCUCAGAGUUCCUGGGGCCUGAUGGGGCUGGGGUGGAGGUGGUGGUGAUUGAGUCCCGGGCCAACGCCAAGGGGGUUCGGGAGGAGGACGCCCUUCUGGAGAACGGGAGCCAGAGCAAUGAAAGCGACGACGUCAGCACGGACCGUGGCCCCGCACCACCCUCCCCUCUCAAGGAGACCUCCUUUUCCAUCGGGCUGCAAGUGCUGUUUCCCUUCCUCCUGGCAGGCUUUGGGACUGUGGCUGCUGGCAUGGUGCUGGACAUCGUGCAGCACUGGGAAGUCUUCCAGAAGGUGACAGAGGUCUUCAUCCUGGUGCCUGCGCUGCUGGGGCUUAAGGGGAACCUGGAAAUGACCCUGGCAUCGAGGCUGUCCACUGCAGCCAACAUUGGGCACAUGGACACACCCAAGGAGCUCUGGCGGAUGAUCACGGGGAACAUGGCCCUCAUCCAGGUGCAGGCCACGGUGGUGGGCUUCCUGGCAUCCAUCGCAGCCGUUGUCUUUGGCUGGAUCCCUGACGGCCACUUCAGCAUCCCGCACGCCUUCCUACUGUGUGCCAGCAGUGUGGCCACGGCCUUCAUCGCCUCCCUGGUACUGGGUAUGAUCAUGAUUGGAGUCAUCAUUGGCUCCCGAAAGAUUGGAAUCAACCCAGACAAUGUGGCCACGCCCAUUGCCGCCAGCCUGGGUGACCUCAUCACCUUGGCACUGCUCUCAGGCAUCAGCUGGGGACUCUACCUGGAGCUGGAUGACUGGCAAUACAUCUACCCCCUGGUGUGUGCCUUCUUCGUGGCCCUGCUGCCUGUCUGGGUGGUGCUCGCCCGACGGAGCCCAGCCACAAGGGAGGUGUUGUACUCAGGCUGGGAGCCCGUCAUCAUUGCCAUGGCCAUCAGCAGUGUGGGAGGUCUCAUCUUGGACAAGACUGUCUCGGACCCCAACUUUGCAGGGAUGGCCGUCUUCACGCCUGUGAUUAAUGGUGUCGGGGGCAAUCUGGUGGCCGUGCAGGCCAGCCGCAUCUCCACUUUUCUGCACAUGAACGGGAUGCCAGGGGAGAACUCGGAGCAAGCCCCCCGCCGCUGCCCCAGUCCUUGCACCACCUUCUUCAGUCCUGAUGUGAAUUCUCGCUCGGCCCGGGUCCUCUUCCUCCUUGUGGUUCCAGGACACCUGGUGUUCCUCUACACCAUCAGCUGUAUGCAGGGCGGGCACACCACUCUUACGCUCAUCUUCAUCAUCUUCUACAUGACAGCUGCCCUGCUCCAGGUGCUGAUUCUCCUGUACAUCGCGGACUGGAUGGUGCACUGGAUGUGGGGCCGGGGCCUGGACCCAGACAACUUCUCCAUCCCGUACUUGACAGCUCUGGGGGACCUGCUUGGCACUGGGCUCCUAGCACUCAGCUUCCAUGUCCUCUGGCUCAUUGGGGACCGAGACACAGAUGUUGGGGACUAGCCUGGUCACUCAACCUUUUCCCCCACCCCUCCUGCACUUUCUGUUUGAGUUUUUUCUUUUGUUCCCCUUCCCCCAGCCCCACUCCACACUCCCACCUCUUUCUAGGGACUUCACUUUGAUACUGAAUUCUCAUUAUUUUCAAUGGGAAUUUUUAUACAUUGAGCCAAGUUUGUAUAGCAAGAAUUCAGACAGGACAGAUGGACUGAGAUGAGCAGUACAAGUAGAUUUUUGAGACAAUCACCAAGUGCAAUUUCCUGGUGGGUGCCUCCAGGCGAUGUGGAUUGGGGCAGGGGUUUCUGUCUGGGAUCUGGGGGCAUCUGGUUUAGCUUUAGCAAACUCGGUCAUGGCCCUAAUGAGAAACCCUUUGUAAGUGGGUUCUGGUUUUUUGGGUUUCUUUUCCUUCUUUUUUUUUCAUUUUGAUUGAACAGAGAGAUAAAUAUCAUUCCCCCCUCCCCACCCCCGUUCCUCCAAAACACACACAUAUUUUUUUCUAUAAACGGACCAACUUCAAAGCACUAGGAAGGAGAUAGCUGCUCCUGGCCCUGUGUAAUCCUAACCCUAUUCUCUCUCGGUCCCAAAAAGAGUGAGGCAGACUGACUAUUCAAAUUGUACACACACCCCUUACCCAGCUGUCUGAUAAACACCACCAACCCCUCCCUUUGAUCUUUUUCCAAUUGAUUGUCACAUCCGGGAAGAAAUGAGUAGGGGCCUGGUCUUCCUGUUGACCCGUGUCCACCAACAGGUUUACCAAGAUCUACAUCCUCCCUGGGCCCAGAGGACCGAUUGUUUAUCUCUGUUUAAUCUUUGUGUCUAAUUGUCUCUCAACACCACCUUUUCCAGAGCUUUCCAGGUUGGGUUCCAAGAUUAGGGACAGGGAAUGAGUAUGUGGAGGGUGGCUGGGAGGUGGAGGGCGGCCGGGGUGGCUCACUGUCGCUGUUUCUCCCAAGGGCAUUUCACAUCGUCACCUUCGACUCUGUCCCUUCCUGACAUCACUCAUGCCGUCCUGCUGUGGAGGGUCUUCUCUCUUGGCUUCUGCCCUCAUUCAUCAUCCAUCCAUUCAUUCGCUCAUUCAUUCACUCAUUCAACAAAUACACAGCCUCCCCAAGAGGAGCUCAUGUGCAGGCCUGGUCUGAAGCAUUCACUGAGCUAUACUGAUGGAGGGCCGAGCACAUGUUAGGAACCAUGCCGGCGGUCAGGGAAACGGCUCUAAGCUCCCCUGCUUCCCCGACACAAAGGCCGUGUGCCCCUUCCAGGGUGACAGAGAAAGCUUCCUCGCUGGAAGUGUUUCCAUCUGUGUCAUCAGGCCAGGCGCUGCCUCUAGAUCCCGCCUCCGUGCAGUGCUGACCCCAGCUAGAGCCCCCAGCCCCACUGCUCAGCCAGCAGGUCACUUCCCUAAACCAGCCUUCCUCACCUUUUCUUCCCCCUGCCAGCCACCCAAAAGACGAUUCCGACCUGGUAGGCUGGGCGUCACCAGCUGCUGCUCCUCUGCUCUGCCUAGUGCAAGACCUGGGGAACACGGGAGCCUCCCCAUCCGCCCCCGCCCAUUACGCUGACCAGAUCGGAAAUCUGUCCACACUCACGUGUGUGCAGAGCCAAGCGUUUGGAUGCAGGCUUCUUCUAGCCUCUCUCUCCCCCGCCCCCAUAAACCCUCCUCUCUCUAGCCGGAAGGGCCCGCCUCCAGCAGCAGGCUAGGCACUAACCCUGUGUCUUCCCAACACCAGGUCUCAUCCCAGGAACUCAGCCUGUACCUCCGGAGACUAUCUUUUCUGUCCCUCCAUUUCCGCCCAGGCCACUUUCUGGAGUCUUAGAACUGGAAGGAACCGUGGGGGGGGGGGGGGGGGGGUUAUCUAGCUGGGGCCGGGUCUGGCAGAGUUCAUUAACACCAGCCUUGUUUCUGCUCUUCCCUCAGGCCCUCUUUUAUCCUGCCCUCCACCUCCAGACACAUUUGCACACAGACUCUUCUUGUACAGGCACCAAAACCAAGUCCUCUGCCCCCAAGGCUGUGCCCCUGUGUUCCCCGGUCACCCCUGCCCCCAGUCACUCACCCCUUCCUCGUCCCUGGAGUUCAGCCAGGCCGCCCUGGAGACUCGGGAGCAUCCUCCUUUGCUGAAAAAGCAGGAAGGUAGGCGUGCCCCAAGCCCUCAGUGUGUGAGCAGAGGGAGGACUGUGGGAUGAAAGGGAAAGAAAAUGAAGCGGACUUUCCCGGAAGACUCGUUUCUUUUCCCCUGAUUGCACAAACUGCAUGUCAUUUUGGCCUGGCUGAGAGGAGCAACAUUGGUUUACUCUUGUAUCCUUAAAGAGUUACAGAACUGUGUCUUAAGAGGAUUAUUUAUAGUUACUAUAACUGAAUUGACAAAUGUCAACGUAACUGAUAAAUUAUAUUUGGUAAAAUAAAGAGGACGUUUAUUUA
This is a messenger RNA of Neofelis nebulosa (Clouded leopard), 4988 nucleotides long. RefSeq names its product solute carrier family 41 member 1 (gene SLC41A1). Gene Ontology annotation, cellular component: plasma membrane. The record is from RefSeq and is a predicted model, not a curated record. Gene Ontology annotation, biological process: monoatomic cation transport. Gene Ontology annotation, molecular function: monoatomic cation transmembrane transporter activity. The transcript is spliced from 11 exons. Bases 1034 to 2578 code for a protein of 514 amino acids. NCBI's taxonomy places the organism in Eukaryota, Metazoa, Chordata, Mammalia, Carnivora, Felidae.